UCAGAAGACUCAGAAGACUCAGAAGACUCAGAAGACUCAGAAGACUCAGAAGACUCAGAAGACUCAGAAGACACCGAAGACUCAGAAGACUCAGAAGACAUAGAAGAAGACUCAGAAGAAGACUCAGAAGACUCAGAAGACUCAAAAAACUCAAAAGACUCAGAAGACUCAGAAGACUCAGAAGACUCAGAAGACUCAGAAGACUCAGAAGACUCAGAAGACUCAGAAGACUCAGAAGACUCAGAAGACUCAGAAGACAUAGAAGAAGACUCAGAAGAAGACUCAGAAGACUCAAAAGGCUCAGAAGACUCACAAGACUCAGAAGACUCAGAAGACUCAGAAGACUCAGAAGACUCAGAAGACUCAGAAGACUCAGAAGACACCGAAGACUCAGAAGACUCAGAAGACAUAGAAGAAGACUCAGAAGAAGACUCAGAAGACUCAGAAGACUCAGAAGACUCAGAAGACUCAGAAGACUCAGAAGACUCAGAAGACUCAGAAGACUCAGAAGACUCAGAAGACUCAGAAGACUCAGAAGACUCAGAAGACUCAGAAGACUCAGAAGACUCAGAAGACACCGAAGACUCAGAAGACUCAGAAGACUCAGAAGACUCAGAAGACACCGAAGACUCAGAAGACUCAGAAGACUCAGAAGACUCAGAAGACAUAGAAGAAGACUCAGAAGAAGACUCAGAAGACUCAGAAGACUCAAAAAACUCAAAAGACUCAGAAGACUCAGAAGACUCAGAAGACUCAGAAGACUCAGAAGACUCAGAAGACUCAGAAGACUCAGAAGACUCAGAAGACUCAGAAGACUCAGAAGACUCAGAAGACUCAGAAGACUCAGAAGACUCAGAAGACUCAGAAGACUCAGAAGACUCAGAAGACUCAGAAGACUCAGAAGACUCAGAAGACUCAGAAGACUCAGAAGACUCAGAAGACUCAGAAGACUCAGAAGACUCAGAAGACUCAGAAGACUCAGAAGACUCAGAAGACUCAGAAGACUCAGAAGACUCAGAAGACUCAGAAGACUCAGAUAACUCAGAAGACUCAGAAGACUCAGAAGACUCAGAAGACUCAGAAGACUCAGAAGACUCAGAAGACUCAGAAGACUCAGACGAAUCAGUAGACUCAGAAGACUCAGAAGACUCAGAAGACUCAGAAGACUCAGAA
Molecule: messenger RNA, 1173 nt
Organism: Aedes albopictus (Asian tiger mosquito)
Lineage: Eukaryota; Metazoa; Arthropoda; Insecta; Diptera; Culicidae
Product: protein starmaker-like
Exons: 1
Biological process (GO): dentinogenesis; odontoblast differentiation
Cellular component (GO): nucleus; cytoplasm
Molecular function (GO): collagen binding
Source: RefSeq, a predicted model, not a curated record